CCCGCCCGUCCGCACGCCCGGGAAGUCUCGCGAUGCCGUAGCCGGCUGCUCCCGCUGCGGGUGGCUCUGGCUGUUGCUGUGGUUGCCAGAGUUGCUGCUGCUGCGGCGGCGGCAGCGGCGGCGGUGCCGGUGGAUGUGUCGGCCCCUGGGCGGAUGUUGACAUUGUGUUGUUGUUAUUGCUGAUAGUAAUGGCGGCGGCGGUAGCGGCGAUGGUCCAGACCCCGUCUCCUCUGUAGCCGGAGCCGAGACAGCAGAGAGGGAACUCCGCGGCCUCGGAGCCGGCGGCAGCGGCGACUCCCCUCAGCCUCCGCCGCCUCGCCCGCCAGUACCCCGGCGCCAACCCCGGGAGUCAGGCCCCUUUGGGCAGGGGCGCUCGGAGGCUCAGGAUGGCGGAUUUUGACGAGAUCUAUGAGGAAGAGGAGGACGAGGAGCGGGCCCUGGAGGAGCAGCUGCUCAAGUACUCGCCGGACCCGGUGGUGGUCCGCGGCUCCGGUCACGUCACCGUAUUUGGACUGAGCAACAAAUUUGAAUCAGAAUUCCCAUCUUCGUUAACUGGAAAAGUAGCUCCUGAGGAAUUCAAAGCCAGCAUCAACAGAGUUAACAGUUGUCUUAAGAAGAACCUUCCUGUUAAUGUACGUUGGCUACUUUGUGGCUGCCUUUGUUGCUGCUGCACAUUAGGUUGCAGUAUGUGGCCAGUUAUUUGCCUCAGUAAAAGAACACGAAGAUCGAUUGAGAAGUUAUUAGAAUGGGAAAACAAUAGGUUAUACCACAAGCUGUGCUUGCAUUGGAGACUGAGCAAAAGGAAAUGUGAAACGAAUAACAUGAUGGAAUAUGUCAUCCUCAUAGAAUUUUUACCAAAGACACCGAUUUUUCGACCAGAUUAGCAUUUACUUUAUUUAUAGAGACUUUCCAAGUAUGUUGUCUUUCCAAUGGUGCCUUGCUUGGUGCUCUCCUGGUGGUGACAUAACAUUGGUUCUACAGAAUCGUGUGGUGUUGUUUUUUUUUUUUUUUAAAUAACCGCAUGUUCUAAGUGUGCAUUUUUGUCGAUCUUUGCAACAGUUAUUUCAUACAGAUGUUUAAUACUUAAGUUAUUGUGCUCUUUUCUGUUAUGUAUUCUGAUUUUCAAGGAUUACUUUUUUGUAUUAUCAAAAAAAUACAUUUGGACUUAGCAUAAAAAGUGGCCAGCCUUUUUUAUUUUAUCACCAAGGUACACACAGUCCUUUAUUUAUAAAUUCCUUAACAGAGAAAAACACCUUUUUAAGGCUCAACUUAUCUAUUCUAGCAAGCACACUUUUUGUAUUAUUUUUUCUUUUAAAAUUUGAUAAGUCAUUAUUUUAAAAUAGUAACUUUUCUUUAAUACCCUUUUGGAACCUGACAUACCCUUUCUCAUACAAUUCCUAAUGCUCUGUUUAUGGCAGAUAAUCUGUAACAAAGUGCAAAGACCUAUUAAAAAGUUUUAAAAGUAUUUCUGUCUUCAAAGGUAGUAAGACAGGAUUAAAUUUUUACUAGAAUAGACAAAUCAGUGAAUGGUAUGCAUGUAUCUAGUGGUUACUAGAACUCAGGAUCACAAAAUAUAGUAGCAUCACAAUCUGUGUAUAUUUUUGAUCAAGAUGAUAAUGGCCUUACUUGGGUUAUUUUUAUUGUUUAUCAAAUCUUAUAUACAAAAGAGUGGAAGUAUUCCUUUACAGAAUUUCUAAGGAAAAUAUUUCUUCUAACCUAUCAAUUAUAGAAUGGAUAUAUGUUUCUGAAAAGUUUUUGAAAGAAAGCAAAAGUCCUAGAACUAAAAGUAAGCUGGUAUUUAAUUUCCCAGUGAUAUUUAGAACAGAUUGUUAAUAAGAAAUGGAGGGUACAUUUAAUACUGUUUUUAUCCACCAGUUCACUUUCAGUACAGUUAUGUAUACUUGUUUUGAUUGACAGUGUGACAUAGAAGUUAAAUCAGAUUAGCUUGUUUCUUUUAAAUAUACAUAUACACACAUAUAUUUUUUUCUCCUUUUCAUUGUGCAUAUCUCUGCAUUUUUAAACUUCUAGAUUUGUGAAUGACCUAUGUGUAAAUUUUUUUUAUAAACCUGAAAUUAUACAAAUUAUAAUGUAUGUCAAGAACUUGUUCCAUAUAACUGUGGUAUCGAGCAAUAAUGUCAAUAACUUUUGCAAUUAUAUAAACUAUGCUUAAUAAUUUGUAUUGAGAAUUGGUACCACUAUAUAAUACUUUUUUCCCUUGUAUUAAAUAUUUUAAAUAACAGUUUCAUUAAUUUAUAUACCUGUAUUUUUAAAAGUAUUUCUUUGUACUUCUUCAAAGUACUGUAAUCCUAUAUAAAUUUGAAUAGUUAAAUGCCAGUAUCUCAUGUCCUAUAUCCUGUAUUGGAUAUUAGGAGCUAUCUUAAAAACUAGGAUUUAAUAUUUUUUUUUUUGUUUGAGAAUUAUUUGUUUUCCUUGCCCCCCAAAUAACAGAAACUUGAAUUUGUAGAACAGUUUUCCUGAAGAGCUCAAAGUGCAAAGAAUUCAAAUACUUAUUUUAUUUAACUUGUGUCUAGGGUGUGUUCUACCACCUUAAAGUAGUGCAAUUAAAAAUAAUGCCAUCUAGAAACUCCAGUAAUCCUCUGUGGUUUCAGUGUGAAAAUAUUGUGUCUUCAUACAAUGCUAAAUCUGCCUCAGGAUUCAGAAAGAGCAGAAAAAAAUAAUGACUGUGUAGACUAUGCAACACAGUGUUCCCUGUAUAAAGUUGUGUAAAUCCAUAGAGCACCAUAUUGACCAGCUUUAUAAGAAGAACUUAACUAUUUACCUAAUUUAUUCUCCUAUUACUAGUCUGUGGAUUAUAAUUUUAAAAUUUCUAUAUUCCCUUAGGAAUAUUUUAACUGUAAGAUAAUUUUCAUAGUUGAUGAUAUUAAGUAUAGAAUUUUUAAAAGCUUUUCUGAUUUUAUUCAGAGAUGUGCCAUUUGCUUAAAGAUUCCGUAGAAACUUGCACUUCCAAUGUACAUAUAUAGAAAAGAACUGUGAAUACUUAAUAUGUGGUGUUAUCAUAAGCCAAUUAUACCUUGGGCAGUUAGAUUUUCAUGGUUGGAUUUUAAUUAGUAGCCUAUAGUAUAACUCUAUACUUUCUUGAAUCAUGAAUUUAAGUGCCCACGUUACUGGAUAUUAGAGAUGCCCAUGUUAAGUAAACAUCUGUCUAAGGAAAUAUUUGAAGUGAUGAUUGUUCUUCAGCUCAUGUUUCUGACUUAAAGUUUGUGGGACAUAAACCAUAGAGCUAAACUGGCUAGGAAAAAAUAUUAUUGGCAGAAAAUUUAGUAUAUGGAUUUUACAUAGUCUAAGUAAAUAACUUAUGGUCUUUUAAAAAUACAUUACUGGUAUUUUACAAUCAGUCAUCAUUUCUGUUUAGAAACAUUCUUUUCUCAAAAAAUGUACGUUGCCAACCCUGUUAUACUUUAAUAUAUAACUUUGGCCAUCUGGGUUAAAAUGAUACUCCAAAGCCUAAUGACUAUAGUAACACUGAUGUGAUACAGUUAGCUUCUAAGGUAGAUAUUGGCCCUCAGUUACAUUAAGAUCACCUUACCUAUCUAAAAUGAUCAUCAGAUGCUGUAUUAAGACUCUUUAAUGACUAGGUUUCAUUUAUUUAAAACAUAAACAUGUAAUUUUGCCCUAAAAUUAACAAAAUAAAUUCAACAAAGCCUUGAA
Cebus imitator (Panamanian white-faced capuchin) is the source of this 3669-nucleotide messenger RNA. RefSeq names its product cysteine rich hydrophobic domain 2 (gene CHIC2). The transcript has 6 exons. The record is from RefSeq and is a predicted model, not a curated record. The coding region runs from base 387 to 884 and encodes 165 amino acids. Lineage: Eukaryota; Metazoa; Chordata; Mammalia; Primates; Cebidae.